CGCCUCCCCGCGGCCUGUCGCCCCACCGGACGCCGAGCCCCGAGCUCAGCCAGAAGCCGCGGCGGGCGCGCCGUUGCUUUCCCGUCGGCGAGUUCCAGGUUUGACUAAUUCCAAAAGAACUUCCCCUUCGUGGUAAGAUGGAGAGUUUAACACAUCGGUUGGAACUCUUUCCUGACUGCCUGGUUACUCUUAUCCUGUUUAAUGAAGUGAAGAAUGCUGCCAUUCUAAGAAAAAAAGCCAUGGAAGGUGCUAUAGAGGGAGCAUUAAUUAGUCCUACAGUGAUUGUUGAUCCAUUUCAGGUCCUUGUGGCAACCAAUAAAGCUGUUCACCUUCACAAGAGUGGAAAAAUGAAGACAAGAACACUUAACGCAGAAAUAAUAUUCAACCUUUCACCUAACAAUAAUAUUUCAGAUGCCUUGAAAAGGUUUGGCAUUUCGGACAGUGAUUCUGCCGUUCUUAUUGUUCUGGUGGAAGACCAAGAGAAAACAGUGAAUCUGGAAAAUGUAAUAAGUCAAGUGGAUGGCCAGCAAGUCCCUCUGACUGAUCUCCCCCAGAUAACGGACAUAUCGAAAGUCAAAAAGAUAUACAAGCUCACACCACAGGAAGAAAAAAUAGGAACACUGCUGGAUGGCAUCAUUUGUAGAAUGGCAACAAAAGAUGCUUCAUGAAUGCAUAGUUACAUACUGUGGCUCAUUUAUGAAAGACACAUGUACUUUAAUUCUUUUGUAUUUGUAUAUAAGGCAACAUGACAGUGCUCUGAACUUCUGUAUUUUACUUUAUUUAGAAGCAGAAGCUGACAAAAAUUGAUUACAAGAACAUGGAAAUAAUGUUUUUGGGCAAUGUGACUGUUUUAAAAA
This is a messenger RNA of Eublepharis macularius, 857 nucleotides long. RefSeq names its product TP53RK binding protein (gene TPRKB). Bases 138 to 668 code for a protein of 176 amino acids. The record is from RefSeq and is a predicted model, not a curated record. NCBI's taxonomy places the organism in Eukaryota, Metazoa, Chordata, Lepidosauria, Squamata, Eublepharidae. The transcript is spliced from 5 exons. Gene Ontology annotation, biological process: tRNA threonylcarbamoyladenosine modification; telomere maintenance via recombination. Gene Ontology annotation, cellular component: cytosol; nucleus; EKC/KEOPS complex.